AUGGACCUGCCGCAAGGUUCAAAUGGGCCAAUUACGAGUGCCCAGCGAGAAGAAAUCAUGGGAGCAGUCAAGCAACAAAUUGCGAUUGCGAAUACCCAGGAACUUCUCACGAAAAUGUCGGACAAAUGUUUCCAUAAGUGCAUAACGAAACCCGGAACCUCGUUGGACUCUUCAGAGCAAGUAAGCAUAAUGUAA
Messenger RNA from Notodromas monacha, 195 nucleotides. The record is from the annotation of a GenBank genome assembly. Lineage: Eukaryota; Metazoa; Arthropoda; Ostracoda; Podocopida; Cyprididae.